Messenger RNA from Carica papaya (papaya), 1796 nucleotides. Its product is annotated as Serine carboxypeptidase S28 family protein. The record is from RefSeq and is a predicted model, not a curated record. Gene Ontology annotation, biological process: proteolysis. Gene Ontology annotation, cellular component: vacuole. Lineage: Eukaryota; Viridiplantae; Streptophyta; Magnoliopsida; Brassicales; Caricaceae. Gene Ontology annotation, molecular function: dipeptidyl-peptidase activity; serine-type exopeptidase activity.
GAAUGUCACCCACUCCACCACCAACAUCAGUUCCGUAGUCCACCACGAUGAGACUUCGCACUUUUCUUGCUCUGAUUCCUUCGGAUUUUCGGGGACUGAAAAAUGAAAAGCAUGGAAAAACCCGUACUUUCCUUCACUCAUCACUCUCCAAUCUUCUUCUUCUUCUUAUUCUUCUUCAUGAUUAUCUCCACCAUUAUUUCAUCAACUUCUUCAGUUCAAUCACGACCGACCAAUUUUCCCUUGCCCCGAAGUGUCCCGCGCUUCCUUGGCAAAUUUUCGAACCAAAUCGAAACCAAACCGAAGAGAUGGAUUCACCAACCGUACCAUUACGAGACCCGAUAUUUCACGCAGAGACUCGACCAUUUCAGCUUCGCCAAGCUCCCGAGUUUCUCGCAGCGGUACCUCAUCAGUACCGAGCACUGGUUGGGACCCGCCCGUCUUGGGCCCAUCUUCGUAUACUGCGGUAAUGAAGGUGAUAUCGUUUGGUUCGCCGCCAACUCUGGCUUCAUUUGGGAAAUCGCUCCCCAGUUUGGCGCCAUGGUCGUUUUCCCCGAGCAUCGGUAUUAUGGAGAGUCAAUGCCAUAUGGAAGUGGAGAAGAGGCAUAUAAGAAUGCCACCGCAUUAUCUUACCUUACAACCGAGCAAGCACUCGCAGAUUUCGCGGUUCUAAUUACCGACCUGAAACGAAAUUUAUCGGCAGAGGCAUGUCCAGUUGUCUUAUUUGGAGGAUCAUACGGAGGAAUGUUAGCCGCAUGGAUGAGGCUCAAGUAUCCUCAUAUUGCUGUAGGGGCACUUGCUUCUUCUGCCCCCAUUCUUCAGUUUGAGAAUAUUGUGCCUCCGGAAACAUUUUAUAACAUUGUAUCAAAUGAUUUCAGGCGCGAGAGUACCAGCUGCUUCAAGACUAUAAAGGAAUCUUGGGAUGCAAUAACUUCAGAGGGCCACAAAGAGAAUGGCCUUCAACAGCUGACCAAGACUUUCCACUUUUGCAAACAGCUAAAUAGCACAGAUGAUCUUGUAGACUGGUUAGAAUCUGCUUAUAGUUAUUUAUCAAUGGUGGACUACCCAUACCCUGCUGACUUUAUGAUGCCUCUGCCUGGAAAUCCAAUAAGAGAGGUUUGCAGAAGGAUUGAUGGUUCUCCUAAUGGAACUAGCAUUCUGGAACGCAUCUUUGCAGGAGUAAGUGUCUACUAUAACUAUACUGGAAAUGUUGAUUGCUUUCAAUUGGACGAUGAUCCUCAUGGCCUGGAUGGUUGGAACUGGCAGGCAUGCAGUGAGAUGGUUAUGCCAAUGUCUAGCAGCCAGGAGACGAGCAUGUUUCCAGCAUUUGAGUUUAACUACUCUUCAUAUCAAGAGGGAUGCUGGGAGAGUUUCCAGGUGAUACCAAGGCCUAGAUGGAUAACAACAGAAUUUGGAGGACAUGACAUUGAAACCACAUUGAAGAUGUUUGGAAGUAACAUCAUAUUCUCAAAUGGCCUAUUGGAUCCCUGGAGUGGUGGCAGUGUUCUGAAAGAUAUAUCUGAUACUAUUGUUGCUCUUGUCACGAAAGAAGGUGCUCAUCACUUGGACCUGCGAGCUUCAACCCCAGACGAACCUGACUGGUUGGUCGAUCAGAGAGAAACUGAAAUCGAGUUCAUAAAAGACUGGAUAGAUAGCUACCAUGAGAGACGGAAAGCAACUUUCAAGCUGUGAAUAUUGUGUAUAGAUAAAUUACAAACUCGAACUCUUUCCAUUUUCCUAGUUGGCACUUGAAAACAUGCCUUUUCAUAUAAUACUCAAAUUUCUUUUGUUGCAAGUCA